GAGAAUGGGGAUGUUCAGUGUGCAGACUUCCUAGCUGGAUGAUCAUUGUUGAUUGAAGUGCAAAGUACAAAGGUAAUUAGAGACCUGGCAUUGGUACAUCACGACAGCAGCAGGGUUACCAUGGAGACUGGCAAGCCAGGAUUGGCGAGUGCUCCAGUGCACAUCAGCUCCGUCGCAGCGCAGACAGAGAAAAGGAUGGACAUCCAGGCCCCGCUGACGGCUGUUUACAUCCACACAGUGCCUGCUGUACCAGCACAGCCUUACCCCCCGCCUCCUGCAGCUGCCCGGGAGCCAGCCACACUCCAUCUGGCCAUGCCGCCGCUUUACUCCAAGGAGACGCUUCCCUUUCUCACACUCCAUAUUGCUGGUGGACUGCAGUCUCAGCCGGGAUUGAGUCUGGCAGCUGCUGCUCCUGCAGCCAGACCCAAGUCUGCAGGAAAGCAUGUGUGUCCUCACUGUGGACGGGACUGUAUGAAGCCCAGUGUGCUGGAGAAACAUCUCCGCUGCCACACCGGGGAGCGGCCUUACCCCUGCACCACUUGUGGAGUUUCUUUCAAGACUCAGAGCAACCUCUACAAACAUAAGCGUACUCAGGCUCAUGCACGUCUCUCGUCUGAAUCAGAGCAGAGCAGCAUGAGCAGCAUAGAUAGCAUGUCCAACUCCAGAGAGACUUGUACCUCCAGUUUGUCUCUGGAUGAGCGCAGCAACGAGUCGGGCACCAUGGAGAAGGAUGCCACACUGCAUGCUGCUGAGAUCACCUGUCCAGCCAGUACAAAGGUCUACUCUGUAAAGACUCAGGGCUCUGUCUGUGAACAGAAUCUGUUGACCCCUGCAGGUCAGAAGACAGAAGCAAGUCAAAGUGCAAAGGUAACAAUAGAAGAAGAAAAACAGAGGAUGGAAACUGAAAAACUGCCUCUGACUGCCAGUCGACAUCUUCCUCUUCAGAGACAAGAAGCCACUCGGUUCUCCAAGCAGUGGGAAAGUUCUGUAUCCAGAGGGAAAUCACAGAGCCAUGAGAGCACAGACUCAGGCUUUGGUGAGAGCAGUGACCACUACCCGAGCCCUGGCAGUGUUUUACCUGAGCACAGUAUGGAUUCUCUCACUGAAUCCACUAAAGAGCACCUUGAAGAAACCACCAGCAUACAAACACUUCCAAGACCGGACCAGGGGGGGCAGGAACCCAAAUACACUGCAAGGGAGCAGGAGCAGAAGACACUGGAGGAGCGCAUCUCAAAGCUGAUUUCAGAGAAUACAGCUGUUGUGGAGGAUAAACAGCUUGAGAAUGUAAGGCCGCGGAAGACAGUUCUGUCAAAGCAGGGUAGCAUUGACCUCCCCAUGCCGUACACGUACAAGGACUCCUUUCACUUCGAUAUGAGGAUCAGUAAGGCUCCCAAUGUUGGGCUACAAAGAAACAAGAAUCCGGACUUCUACAGCUCUGUGCCGACUCAGCGAUCCAUCACCAUGGAGCAUGCACCCCUCACCCGCAGCAACUCCCUCCCAUUCAGCGUUACCCUCCUGCAGCCUGAGAGGAGCAGCCCAGCCUCCUCCCAUCACAGUGAUUAUGUAACACUUGCCCGGAGGGGAAGCUCUGGCCAGAUCAAUCCAACAGGUUUCACAAUCAAGCCUGUGAACCAGCAUUCAUCCACCCACCGCCCACUGGUCCGGCAGACAGCCGUAGACGGCAACCACGCAACAGACGGUCUUUUCAUGAAUUCAUCUGUGGAGGAGGCAUGCACCGGCAGUCUCAGCUGCGAUGGGGAUGGCGGUGACAUUUGUGGAGAGCCAAGCGUCAGAAAGUUCCGGAGGAAGAAGGCACAGAAGUUUGCUUACAACAAGUGGUACAUGUAUGGUGGAGGGACGUUUAAGAAGCUCUACAAUGCUGAAAAAGGCGACGACUGUGCUAUUAAAGGCAGGAAGUGUCUGGCAAACCCAGAGCAUGAGGUCGCAGACCUUCAGAUCUGCCUCCAGAUCAUAUCUGAUGAGCAGCUGGCUCUCAUUGAACCCCAAAUCGAGAGGCAAGCCGUCUCACAGAGACGUGAUGUGGACGCAGUGAUCCAGAACAAAGAUCAAAGCUCUUGCACCAUGGAAAGUAGCAAAGAUGGAAAGGACCAUCAACAGGCGUUGGAGCAAAGGUUUAUGGAAGGAGCCUGCCUGCUGAAGGAGCCACAGACACUGGGACAGGGAGAGACUGCUGGGCAGCCAGACAGCACAGACUGGAGGCCAAGGCAAAGCCAUGAGGCUGGAAAGAUUAACCUCCAAUGGAUGGAGGGGCGAGGUGAUAGAGGGGAGGAUAAGAACAGAGGGAUGGAGACAGAUGAGUUGCCGGGACAGUGGGACAAGGUCCAGUCUGACUGCACAUCUUUAUCAGAUCGGACGAAGCCAGAGGGACAGGACAGAACGGUCAAGGUGGAUUCCUACAAAAACUCUUGGCUAACUGAGCAGCAUGCUCAGCAUCUUUCCCAGACACACUCAGGAAUGUCUGAAUACCCUCCACAGAGUCAUCAGCAAGCUCCAAGCAAGUCAAACAUCCUGAAUUCAUCUGGCAGCAGCUGUCAGAGCAGCCUCUUCACUUCUCCACAGCCCACAUUGGAAAUGAACAGCUUCUGUUUCUCACAACAACACUGGGAAAGCAGCAUCAUCCAUAACCCACAAACACAAAUCUUAUGUGAAGCAGAUUCAUGUCAACAUAUCACCACACAGGCCCAAUUAACAGACACACAAAAUGCUUUUUCACAAGUUCAGUCAAGCACUCAGCAAACACAAUCGUAUUCACACCAGGACCAAAAGCAGAUCAGCAUCACUCCGGUUGCAGGUAACAGCACCACGACUCUUAGCUGCUGUGCUACGUUAGCAGGUCACACAAGUGUCUCCCAUGAUGUCAACACAGCACCCUCCACUCAGCCCAGCCAACUCUCUUCUUCUGGACCAGUCAGUAGAGCUGCUGCUGCUGGAGUGUCAGGGAGAACUCAGACGUCCAACAACAAUGUGCUGGAAAAUAAUACUGUGCUGCCAUCAGAGCCUUUUACAUACCCAGAGCCUGAUGAUUAUCAAGACACCAAGGACAACGCACCAAAUGACUACACGAGUCAGAGCAGCACGUCCGGGAGACCUGACAUUACCAACAAUUACCACCAGUGUUUCUUCUUGUCUGGUCAGCUUCAUGGCUACCAGCCAGCCGAGGGUCCCAACAGUGGAGUGAGGCCUGUGCAAAGCUGUCAGGACUACACAGACGACACCAGCAGUAGUGAUGAUGAAGGAAAGCUUAUCAUUGAGCUUUAGGGGAACAUGCUCAUAUGGGGAGCGUGUCUAUGUUCCCCGGGUCCAAUGUUCCCCUGUCUCAUACAAAGAGGAUUAGAAAGCUAAUGUUAGCUAUAUGUCAGCAAGCUAAGGGUCUAUGUUCCCCUCUUUGUAUGAGACUGGGGGACAAAGGACCCCUUUUCCAUGCUUUUCCCAAAAAGGGUCCUAUGUUCCUCGGUCUGUUACUUUUUCCACCAUUACUGCCAAAUUCCAUGGUAAAUAGGCCUAUGUAGGCCUACGGGCUGUUUGACGCACAUAUGCAAAUAGGUCUAGACGAGGAAAGAUUAGAUCAGGGGUGGCAAACCUGCAGGUCUCGAGCUAACCCUAACCCUAAUCCGGCAACAGUGGGGAACAUGGGACCCUUUUUCAGAAAAAGGGUCCCAUGUUCCCCGGUAUGUAUUGCUACAGGG
Molecule: messenger RNA, 3707 nt
Organism: Centropristis striata (black sea bass)
Lineage: Eukaryota; Metazoa; Chordata; Actinopteri; Perciformes; Serranidae
Gene: znf831
Product: zinc finger protein 831
Exons: 5
Coding region: 121-3279 (1052 amino acids)
Source: RefSeq, a predicted model, not a curated record